Molecule: messenger RNA, 1291 nt
Organism: Carlito syrichta (Philippine tarsier)
Lineage: Eukaryota; Metazoa; Chordata; Mammalia; Primates; Tarsiidae
Gene: MMACHC
Product: methylmalonic aciduria (cobalamin deficiency) cblC type, with homocystinuria
Exons: 4
Coding region: 137-982 (281 amino acids)
Biological process (GO): cobalamin metabolic process
Cellular component (GO): cytoplasm
Molecular function (GO): cyanocobalamin reductase (cyanide-eliminating) (NADP+) activity; demethylase activity; FAD binding
Source: RefSeq, a predicted model, not a curated record
AUCGCGCAGAGCCAACGAUAUUCCGCUGCUGAUUCCAGUACUUUCUGGGAAAUGGAGUCCAAGUUGUUUCUAAACAUAACUGUUCAGUUGUCCUUGAGACUCCAUUCCCCAGCAAGCUCAGCGCGUAGCGUGCGCUAUGGAGCCACAAGUCGCAGAACUGAAGCAGAAGAUCGAGGACACGCUGUGUCCUUUUGGCUUCGAGGUUUACCCCUUCCAGGUGGCAUGGUACAAUGAACUUCUGCCUCCAGCCUUCCAUCUGCCCCUGCCAGGACCUACCCUGGCCUUCUUGGUACUCAGUACACCUGCCAUGUUUGACCGAGCCCUCAAGCCCUUUUUAAAGAGCUGCCACCUGCAAUUGCUGACGGAUCCUGUGGACCAGUGUGUGGCCUACCAUCUGGGCCGUGUUAGAGAGAGCCUCCCAGAGCUGCAGAUAGAGGUCAUCGCUGACUACGAGGUACAUGCCAACCGGCGCCCCAAGAUUCUGGCCCAGACAGCAGCCCAUGUGGCAGGGGCUGCUUACUACUACCAACGACAAGAUGUAGAGGAUGACCCCUGGGGGACUCAGCAUAUAUCAGGUGUAUGCAUACACCCCCGAUUUGGCGGUUGGUUUGCCAUCCGAGGGGUAGUGCUGCUGCCAGGCCUAGAAGUGCCAGAUUUGCCUCCCAGAAAACCUCAUGACUGUGUACCUACAAGAGCUGACCGUAUUACCCUACUUGAAGGCUUUAAUUUCCACUGGCGCGACUGGACCUACCGGGAUGCCAUGACACCCCAGGAACGCUACUCAGAAGAGCAGAAGGCCUACUUUUCCACUCCACCUGCCCAACGAUUAGCCCUGUUGGGCUUGGCCCCACCCUCAGAGGGGCCUGGCUCUCCAUCCCCUGACCUUCCCCUUACCAUAGUAACCCCUAAGCCUCAGAAUCCCGGCAGAGCCCGAGGCUGGCUCAGCCCCAGCAUCUCACCAACCAUAUCCCCUGGGCCUUGAUACCUUCCCCCCAUGGGACCCCGAUUUACUUGCUAUAACUUAAUUGGCUCUGGCAAAGCAAGAGGUUUUAUUUUGGGUACUAUCUUUGAUAAUGGAGAUCUUCUAUGAAGGUUAAGUUUGAUCAAGAUAAAUCAAAGGCCAAGGAAGAUACAGAAUUUCCUUCUGCCUUCAAAUAUGGCUUGUAUCUGUUACCAUUUCUAUGCAGUGCCCCAAAAUCCUACUUGUUAUAGGUAAACAUCCCUUAAAGAGUACCUACUUCAUAGGGUUGUCGUGGGGACUCAAUAAACACAUGUGAAGUGUUUUGGAAAA